Paramecium sonneborni is the source of this 129-nucleotide messenger RNA. Lineage: Eukaryota; Ciliophora; Oligohymenophorea; Peniculida; Parameciidae. The record is from the annotation of a GenBank genome assembly.
AUGGAUCCAUUGAAUAAGAAAAUUGAAGAUCAAUUUAUAUGUGUUGAUUGCAUAGCUGAAAAUCCAUAAACCAAAUAUCAGACUAUUGAAAAUGAGGAUAACUAAUGGAAAGUAUAGUAAAGAAGCUGA